Sphenostylis stenocarpa is the source of this 237-nucleotide messenger RNA. Lineage: Eukaryota; Viridiplantae; Streptophyta; Magnoliopsida; Fabales; Fabaceae. The record is from the annotation of a GenBank genome assembly.
AUGGGAGUGGAAUGUUUACUAGAGGGUGAAUGUAUAUUGUGUGCAUCAAGUGAAGUUGAGGUUUGUUUGAGUAGAGGGGUGCAUCCCUGUACAAUCAGGCUGUGUCACCCCCAUCAAUCCGGAAAACAUAAAAACGAUGUGAUAAAAAAUUUCAAAACUGAAGAAAAUAUAAACCUGCACCAGCCGGGAAUCGAACCCGGGUCUGUACCGUGGCAGGAUGUUUCUGAGUUAAAGUAG